AGAGCAGUACAGCUUCCACACAGAAACCAAGCAAGACAAUUCUUGUCUACAAAGGCUGAACACAACAAGAAACCAUGGCUACUGCCCACAAGCUCCUAAUCAUCGCUCUCUUCUUCUCGGUUUCUCUUCGAGGUGCAAAUGGCGAGAGAUGUGGCACCUCCAGCAUCCAGGUGCAGACCAUCAACACGGGUGUGAUGGUGUCCGGUGGUGACACGAUGUUCGAGGUUGAGGUGAAGAACCUUUGCCCGUGCAGCGUCAAAAACGUGCGCCUCGACGGCGGGGGUUUCGCGACGACGGUGGCGGUCGACCCUGCCGUGUUCCGAGCCGACGACGGAGGCGUCUACCUGGUGAACGGCGGCCAGCCGAUCGCGAGCAUGGGAGCUGUCAGCUUCCAUUACGCCUGGGACCACUUCUUCCCGAUUACUCCCAGGAGCUUGGAGGUCGACGAACAGUGCUAGCCAGCAGCAAAGUAGCUGGGCAGCUAGUAGUUCCAUUGGUAGAAUGCUGAGCGGCUACCGUAUACGUUGAAGUUAUCAACUUCGAUACAGUGUUCCAACGGAUAAUAUAAGUAAAAAAAAUUAGAGAGAGAGGGGUCCUCACCUCUAUCAGUGUUAUAAAUUUUGUUUAUGGGGAACAAGGUGUGUGCUUAGUUGAAAAGUUGUUUUUUUACUGAGACCAAGCUACUUGGUCAGUCGUUACCUCUGAACUCUGAUUAGCUUUGUAUGAUCGGUGGACCUUUUUUUUUUGUUACUAUGUUCAAUAUAUGUGUGUAUAUCAGCAAUUACGUUUUGAA
This is a messenger RNA of Panicum virgatum (switchgrass), 793 nucleotides long. Its product is annotated as TPD1 protein homolog 1-like. The record is from RefSeq and is a predicted model, not a curated record. Gene Ontology annotation, biological process: cell fate determination. Lineage: Eukaryota; Viridiplantae; Streptophyta; Magnoliopsida; Poales; Poaceae. The coding region runs from base 75 to 458 and encodes 127 amino acids. The transcript is spliced from 2 exons.